Saxophila tyrrhenica is the source of this 978-nucleotide messenger RNA. RefSeq lists its product as uncharacterized. Gene Ontology annotation, biological process: vesicle fusion; intracellular protein transport; exocytosis. NCBI's taxonomy places the organism in Eukaryota, Fungi, Ascomycota, Dothideomycetes, Mycosphaerellales, Extremaceae. The transcript is spliced from 3 exons. Gene Ontology annotation, molecular function: SNAP receptor activity; SNARE binding. Gene Ontology annotation, cellular component: SNARE complex; plasma membrane; endomembrane system. The coding region runs from base 1 to 978 and encodes 325 amino acids. The record is from RefSeq and is a predicted model, not a curated record.
AUGGCGCCCGAGCAGUACAACUACCAGAGCGGCUACGGCCAGUCAAAUCCAUAUGACAACCAGCAGAGCUACGGCCAGCAAGGAUAUAACCAGCAGGGCUACAACUCAUAUGGCGCCGACCACGACGUCGAAAUGCAACCCCUCAACGCACCCCCCUACUCCCAAAACGCUGCCCCUAUGCAGCCCGCCGACCCCAAUGCCAUCCUCAACGAAUGCCGUCAAGUCGGCCGCGCCAUCGACGACCUCGAGAACCGCCUGCCCGACCUGCAGCGCCUGCAACGCGGCUUCACCUCCGGCAAUGGCACCUCCAACAAGGAGAUCGACGGCAUGAGCGCCGACAUCAUGAGCGGCUACCGUGGCCUCGCCGACCGCGUCAAGCGCAUCAAGUCCCAGCCCGCCGCACAAGAACCCCGCAACAAAGCUCAGGUCGACGCGCUGGACCGCCGGAUACGCAAGGCCAUCAACUCGUACCAGCGGCAGGAGAGCGACUUCCGCAAGGAAGUACAGGAGCAGCAGCGGAGGCAGUACUUGAUCGUCAACCCGGAAGCCAGCGAAGCGGAGAUCCGGGAGGCGACGAUGGACGGCGGGGACACGCAGAUCUUCCAGCAGGCGCUGAUGAACUCUGAUCGGAGAGGUCAGGCGCAGAGUACGCUGCGCAACGUGCAGCAGCGCCACGAUGCGAUCCAGCAGAUUGAGCGGACGAUGAUGGAGCUGCAGCAGCUGUUCCAGGACUUGGACGCGAUUGUCGUGAUGCAGGAGCCGAUGGUGCAGAAUAUCGAGAGCAAGGUCGAGGAUACGCAUACGAAUCUUGUUGCUGGAAAUACGGAGGUCGGGAAGGCGGUCAAUAGUGCUAGGGCGGCGAGGAAGAAGAAGUGGAUUUGCUUGGGGAUUUGCGUCGCCAUCAUCGUCGUCAUCAUCAUCAUCAUCCUCGCCUACCUGGGCGCUACCGGCAAGCUUGGAGGCGGCGGCGGCAACUGA